This is a messenger RNA of Colletotrichum costaricense, 195 nucleotides long. RefSeq lists its product as uncharacterized. The coding region runs from base 1 to 195 and encodes 64 amino acids. The transcript has a single exon. The record is from RefSeq and is a predicted model, not a curated record. Lineage: Eukaryota; Fungi; Ascomycota; Sordariomycetes; Glomerellales; Glomerellaceae.
AUGCGCGUCACGCGUGAGGUUCCCGGGUGUGAGUACUUCCCGAUACCGACGGCAGGCCCUGGGUCACCGCCCCGUUGUGCUGCCCCUCUGUUUACAUUCUUGCUGAGCCACGCGCUUGGACCUUCAGAUGAUCAGCCACCCCAGCAACCGAUGGCGCCUUCCUUCUUUGAGACAGCUACAAGUCCUUUCGCUUAA